Messenger RNA from Pleuronectes platessa (European plaice), 4518 nucleotides. It is a transcript of the gene znf821, whose product is annotated as zinc finger protein 821. The record is from RefSeq and is a predicted model, not a curated record. Gene Ontology annotation, molecular function: RNA polymerase II cis-regulatory region sequence-specific DNA binding; DNA-binding transcription activator activity, RNA polymerase II-specific. Gene Ontology annotation, biological process: regulation of transcription by RNA polymerase II. Gene Ontology annotation, cellular component: nucleus. NCBI's taxonomy places the organism in Eukaryota, Metazoa, Chordata, Actinopteri, Pleuronectiformes, Pleuronectidae. The transcript has 6 exons. Bases 378 to 1856 code for a protein of 492 amino acids.
CUGCAGCGCCACAGUGAGAGUUGUCAACGUGGAUGCGAUCGAACCCCGGGCCGCCGGCCCCGCGUACAGACACUAUCACACACUCGCGCCGACAUUUUGUCCCCGGGAGAUACUUACGAGCCGUAGUGGUGUCAGAAAACGACCGGAUUCGCCUCUGUUAGCAAUGGAGGGAGGAACACACUAGACAUGCAAAAUGGUGGCUACUCCAGCCUCGGCGCAUCGACAGCAGGCGGAGGGUUACACUGAGGGAGCGCAGAGGUUUUGGGAAAGAGGCGCGGACUGGCUGUCGCACCGGGCUCGACCUCCUCACGCUGACCGCACACUAACCGCAGCCGUGCCCGGGAUCGCACCUGAUAUGCCCGUGUUCACUGGACACCAUGGGGCCAUUCCACACUUCAGGCAUCACAGGAAUACAGCACACUAUUAACAUGGACGGCAGGGACGAAUUCCCCGAAGACAGUGAAUGCUGCAGCAACAACUCCCGGGAAGUCCAAGGGCAGGAUAGCAUCACAGAAGACAGCGACAGUGACCUCGACAACCACGGGGAAGACUCGUCCUCCAACACCUCCGCCGACGACCACAUGUCCACCAACAGAACACCGUGCCGCCUCCAAGGAGCGGGAGUCAAAGAGGAGAGUGAGGACGGGGCCGAGCACACCUUUGUCUGUCCCCUCUGCCCGCUGGAUUUCAGCAGCCCUGAGAAACUCAUCUCCCAUGUCUACCAGCACACGGCCAUGAUGAGCAACACCAAGAGCUACGUGUGCCCGGUGUGUGGGCGAGCCCUGAGUUCGCCUGGCUCGCUCGGACGCCAUCUUCUCAUCCAUUCCGAGGACCGCCUCUCCAACUGCGCUGUCUGCGGCGCACACUUCACAGACAUCAACAACUUUAACAGGGAGAAGCUUAAAGACGUCCUCGAAACAAACAGGAUGGAUGUCAGUGGUGGAAGGGACUGCUCCAUGUCCCCGUCCCUCUCCAGCAGCCCCAUGGACAGCCCAGGCUCCGGCUCUCACUCCUGCCAUGGACCAGGCCCCAGCCCGAGUUCAUGUCAGGGUCCUCGCCCGUGUCAAGCACCCGACCCAAACCCCAACUUAUGUCAAGCCCAUAGCACCUGCCAGGGACAAGGCCACAUCUCCAGCCAGUGUCAAGGCCCCAGGUCAUGUCACGGCCUGGGUUCUGGGUCGUGCUCGGGCUCCGACCAAGGACCUGUCUUCCCCUCGCUGCCCGACAGUCUCCUCUCUGAAGGGCCGUCACUCGCAUCUAUCCCCGAUGCGCUUAACUCCUCUUCCUCAGGCCUUCCUCCUAUCCCCGACAUAAUGAGCCCCAUGCCGGUGUAUCCUGCAGGGGUGCUGCUGGUGUGCAACAGCUGCGUUGCCUAUCAGCAGCUGCUGGAGGCCCAGUCGCCGAUGCGGAAGUGGGCUCUGCGCAGGAAGAACGAGCCCGUCGAGGCUCGCAUGCACCGUCUGGAGCGCGAGCGCACGGCGAAGAAGAACAAGCGGGCGUGUGAGACGGACGAGGAGAAGGAGCUUAGGAGGCUGCGGGACCGCGAGUCCAAGCGCAUGCAGAGGAUGCAGGAGAGUGAGGAGCAGAGGUCGCGCCGGCUGCAGAGGGACAGGGAGGCCAUGCGUCUGAAGAGGGCCAACGAGACGCCGGACAAGAGGCAGACGAGGCUGAUCCGCGAGAGGGAGGCCAAGAGGAUCAAGCGACGACUGGAGAAGAUCGACCCUGCCCUGAGGACCCAGAUAGAGCACGAUCCCGCCGCCAUGGCCGCGCUCACAGCUGACAUGAGUCUCUUUCAGUUCCCCUGCCCCAUGCCGGUCCCUUCCAUGGAUAACGGCCUGUUCAUGAAGCUGCCCUGAUCGCACCAGGCCCCGGGGGGGGAGGGUUUUAUGACAAAGUGGCUUCUGAGCAGCAUCAUUAACCUCUGCACCCUACCAACACGCUGUCGUGGUCGCAGCAAAAACCAUUCCUCGCUGGUUUACUCCCAGUGUCUAACAGAUUCACAAACUGUACGUUGAAUACAGUAAAAAAAACGACAUCAGUUUCUAAUUUAUUACAGUGGAGAAAACCUUGGAAACAGGGUUGAGAAUGUUUCAUGAUGGAUGGAUGAUGACAUAAAAGCAUGUUGUAAAGAGAUUUAUCUUGUUUCUGUGGACUCUCAGAUUUAACACAGUUCAUUCUAGUGGGAGCAGUUGUACUUCCUUUGAGGGGAAAAUUAAAAAAAAAGUCUUUUGCACAUGGACCUUCAGUAAAAGGGGCCGGGGACUCUGUAGCCCCAGCGCCCUCCUCUCUGGUCCACUCCGCCCGCCCAGUGACUCGGGUUUACCGGUAGCUACACCUCUCUCUUCAAGCUGCCACCGAGGGUCCCUGGGAAGUUCACAUUCAGUCAAAACUACUACCUCAGCCGGCGGCGUGGUCCCGUGGCUCACCGCGCUCCCACUCCCAAGCUUCCAAAGCUCUACAUGUACUGUUCACUACGACAGAGGACGGGUUGUUUCCCCACAGUUUGUGUUUGCAUGGAUCACUCAGGCACUUUAAUAGGACACAAACAUUCACUGGGACGAGCGACUGAUGUACAGAAACACACCGGUACUACACAAACUUCUUAGGGUUGAUGGUAAUGUUUAACAGACACACUCUGAAUGUUUUGUCCUAUUGAACUCGCCCCCCCCCCCCCCCAUCUCCCGAGUUGUACAUUUGCUUCUUUACAUUCUCUUUGCCAAUAUUUGUUUUUUUCUUUACGCUGUUAAACCUUUCUUCCAGUGUCGUGAAUAAUUUUGACUUUGUGUUACAGAGCAUUUCUCUGGCUCUCAGAAACCGCUGCUGUUCUUGUACUGUACAAUACAUUAGUUACCUCUUGUGUAUUUCGGGCUCAUCACUCACAUUAAGGAGUGUUCUGUUAAAGUGGAACAGCACCGGAACACGUUACCCAUUACUUGAACUCUGCCCAUAAAGAUGCAUUUGUUUUCCUGAUGAUGGAUCAAUGACGAUCUGAAAGUGGGUUAUUACUCCGUAGAGGAAGAUACGCAGAUCAUGCAACCGCUGCAUUCAAGGUCUGCAGUACCUUCAAAAUGUCUGAACAGGACCACUUUCAUUAUAUUUCUUCUGUCUGCAGAAACACACUGAGGCUGAAUCCAAGUCCGUUCUGGGAAGAGAGAUUUUAUUCAUCGGUAUUCAUUAACCUCAUCACAGCACAUAUUUAUGCAAUAUGAUGUGAAUAUAUAUUUUUCUUGUGGAAAUAUGUGCGUUGCUUUGUUUUCCGUCAAGUGGUAUAAAAUUAUUUUCAUGAAUGUGUUGAGUUAGAGGCCAUGUUUGGAUGAUCCCAUGUUUUAAUAUCCUGCCUGUAAAGUUACCUCCAGCUUGUCUUGACUUCACCUCACCAGAUGCAAACGGUCAUAGCGUCGGAGAUGAACGUUUGUGAAACACUCUUCUACAGUUAUCAGAGACGGGGGACGAGUGCUGGCCCUGUUUGAGCCACUCCUAGACCAGAGUCCCUCGACCUGGCGGCUUGUUGCAGGAAACGUAACGAGUGACGAAGAAAACAAAUUGGGAUUUUUUUUUCUUGCGUCUCAUCCUCAGAGACUCUUCUAGGAGUGCAUCAAACCUCUAUGCAACAGAUGUGUUAUUUAUUCCAAAAGGGAAAUUAAGUCACUUUUCCCUGAAACUAUGCAGAAUGCGACUUUAAUUCAAACAGACUUCAAUGUUAAAGAGUUUAGCUUCUCAGGCAAUUUAACUCAGUGAGAGGGUUCAGAGCCUCGAUGCAACACCCUGGUCCAUAAGAAUCAUUUAGAGGUCGAUCACAUGACGAGAGAGAGAGACGGGGCUCCGGAGACAGUCUGCCUCCUGAGAUGUGUCUCCUCUCUGCGGCUCAGCACAUGAAAGCAACAGGGUCUCACUGCCAUUCUGCUCAUGACACACCGAGGGGGGAUCAGUGUUCUCGACAGGUGUCACUUGUCUCUUCUCUCAGACUGAAUUCUGGGUAUUCUCCGAGGUCGCUCUUGGAAACUGCUGGGAUCCCUUUGGUCCCCCCAGCAGCAGAAUAACGGGACAGGAAACGUCAGCAUCCGAAAAAUACUCCCGCUAAGCAAAGUAGGAGGAGCCCGGGAGAGACGUUGGUCUUUUUACACGCAGUACGCUCCGUGUGGAUUAAAUAAGCACUGCAUGUCGUGAAACUGCACUUGUCCUAGAAUGGUUCGAUAUGAGCUUGUGUUCUACUGUUAGUUUAUGCCUGCCUGUUUUUUACAGUUAAGUCAAAAGAACAAUGUUGUCAAUGACGUCGGCCUUUCUAUAGUAAUUCUAUCAGGAUUUUCUCUCGAUGUCCAUGUUUACAGAACAAAUCUCGCUGAACAAGGCCAAAUGAAUGAGCUAAACUGCAAAUGAGAACAUUCACGCUCGCUGUGAUAUCAAUGCAUUCUGACUGGAUGGGCCUGUGGGGGCGCCAUCCUCUGUUACUGGAUUAACAGAUGUACAGACCACGAUGAAACAUGGUGAAGAAUGUGGAAAUAAACAUCUUUAUUACAA